UCCCAACUCGCUCCCCUUUUCAGUUUCCGCUGUCUCGCCUGAGAUAUCCCCGAGAGAUCCUCUCUGUUGCUCUCGACGAUCUCUGGGUUCUUCGGCGCGAGAUUACUAUGUCUCUCACAUGUGUGAAGAUGUCCGAGGAUGUCUGGUUGACUUGCCUCACUCAUGCAUUGUCCACCGAGACCGAGGAAAUCAUGGGUCUCCUUCUCGGCGACAUCGAGUACUCGAAAAACGGAAGUGUCACGGCCCUAAUCUGGGGAGCUUCGCCUCAGACGCGGUCCGAUAGACAGAAGGAUCGGGUAGAGACUAACCCUGAACAGUUGGCUGCUGCUUCAGCUCAAGCUGAGAGAAUGACCAUAUCUACUGGAAGAACAACACGUGUAAUCGGAUGGUAUCACUCGCACCCUCACAUUACAGUUCUUCCUUCUCAUGUGGAUGUCCGUACACAAGCAAUGUAUCAGCUUUUAGAUUCUGGUUUUAUUGGACUCAUAUUUUCCUGUUUUAGCGAGGAUGCAAACAAGGUUGGUAGAAUCCAAGUAAUCGCCUUCCAGUCCUCUGAUGGGAAGCAGAACAAUACUUUUAAAUCAAUAAGCCUAUCACUUUCAAGUAAAGAUUCUGUCAUCGAUGUAGAGUCAUCUUUAAGUUCUUCAGACUCAACAUACCGGAGGUCUUAUCCUUCUCGAGGAGAAAAUCCUGAGCAAGACACUGGUGAUUCAGCAACCACUCUCGGAUAUAAGGCUGGAGGAAGAGUUUCAGAUUUCGGGGCUUUCUUUGUUAACAGUGCUGAGAUUGACACCUCUGGGGGAGAACGAACCAGUGGAAACUACAAUUCAGAUAACAUCAGGAAUACAGGUGUUGAUAUUGAUCCCAUGGAAAUGUCCGACGGCAUGCAAGAGGCCAUGCUCCGUUCAAACUUGGAAAUGAGCGGUGCGGAGUAUGUGAGGAAAGAAGUCCCUCUACACGUUUUGCCAACUUCGUCUCUUCUUCAGCUGAAUUCGCCUUUGACAUCAUUCACGGAUCUGCAACGAGUGCUAUACGAAGAGGAACGUGCAGCAUACCACCAAGCAAUCCUUCAAAACAUGAGGGAUGGUAAAGUUCAUCCUCUGACCUAUAUCCACCACAAUUCGACGUAUCAGGCCUCCAUGUGCAAGUUAAUUGAAUAUUGCUUGAGUCCAGCCAUUAAUGCACUUCAAGACAGGCUGAGGGAGAACAAGAUCCGGUUAGAAAUGCUAAAGGAUGAAGCCGAGGCUAUGGAAGCUGAGGCCCUUAAAGGGACCAACACUAUCACUAGUGGAGGUGGAAGUGGAAGUUCGUCUCACCGUUUGCUGCACGGUUCCGGCAGCAGCCGAAGCAGAAGAGGCUCCUAAACCUUGACUGACACCUCUGUCCAAACCCAACCAUAUGAAAGCGGAAAGAGCAGCAAGAAACAUCGCCGGGUAGAUAAGAACAGAAUUCCUUCCAUCACUUGUCCGACCAGGAGACGAUUCCGACAG
Molecule: messenger RNA, 1490 nt
Organism: Tarenaya hassleriana
Lineage: Eukaryota; Viridiplantae; Streptophyta; Magnoliopsida; Brassicales; Cleomaceae
Product: lys-63-specific deubiquitinase BRCC36
Exons: 11
Coding region: 108-1364 (418 amino acids)
Biological process (GO): double-strand break repair
Cellular component (GO): BRISC complex; BRCA1-A complex
Molecular function (GO): cysteine-type deubiquitinase activity; polyubiquitin modification-dependent protein binding; metallopeptidase activity
Source: RefSeq, a predicted model, not a curated record